AUGGAAUCGGAAGCCGCCUAUCAACAAAGCAAACCCACAAAGUCAAUGUUGCCAUUCUCUAUCCUUCCACCGGAACUCAAUACUGACAUCCUCUUAAGGCUUCCAGUGAGUUCCGUCUUGAAAAUUAGGACUGUUUCAAAAUCUUGUCUUGCUUUCACCUCUACCCCUGAAUUUAUCAAGGCCCAUCUUAGUGUAUCUGCUAACCAUAAGCUUUUGUUGAGUUUUAGUCAACCCAACUUCAAUCUGAAAGAAUGUUCUCUUACAUCUUUACUUUAUAGCUCUGUUCUAGAUACAUCAGACUUGGAUUAUCCCAUGAAAACAUAUUUUUGGUUUAUUGGAUGCUGCAAGAUUUAUUAUGGUUUUGGAUAUGAUGAGUUUCAUGAUGACUAUAAGGUAGUUGCAUGUAUUUACCUUCACGGGAGUUUGCCUUUAUUUGGAGACUACGUCAAAAUAUAUAGUCUAAAGGAUGAUUCUUGGAGAAGCAUCAAUUUUCCCCGGGAUUGGGUGAAAUCCUUUAACUGUGGUAAGUUUGUGAAUGGGAAGCUUAAUUGGGCUUAUAGGUCUUACUGUACGGGUCCUUUUUGGCGUAAGGGUUGGAACAUCAUUUCUCUUGAUUUGGCUGAUGAGAAAUGGGAAAAGGUAGAGACACCUUGUUAUAGUAAAGAAGAUGGUGUUUUUGAGUUGGGAGUGUUGGAAAAUAAUCUUUCUGUGAUACGUAAUGGCAAUUAUGAAGGAACUGACCUAGAUGUCUGGGUUAUGAAGGAGUAUGGGGUUAAAGAAUCUUGGAUGAAGAUGUUUACCUUUCGGUAUCCUCAUCCUUGUUUGAUGUUUUUGUUUAAUCCACCCCAUUUAAUUUCAAAUAAAGGUAAAAUUUUGUUGAUGUGCGGAAAAACUUUCCUGUUGUACAAUCUGAAGGAUGAAUCAAUCACCUAUCCCAAGUUUACUACGUUUGGAUCUGAUCUUGUUUCUGUGGAGUCAACUUACCUUGAGGGCCUAGUUUCUCCGGUUUUACAAAACGAUCAGGGACACAACAAGAAUGAAGUGUGCGAAAGCUCACAUGGUCGCAAUUGUGAACUGAAAGCUGAUGUUAGAAACAACUGA
Messenger RNA from Solanum verrucosum, 1101 nucleotides. Its product is annotated as F-box/kelch-repeat protein At3g23880-like. Gene Ontology annotation, molecular function: protein binding. The record is from RefSeq and is a predicted model, not a curated record. The coding region runs from base 1 to 1101 and encodes 366 amino acids. Lineage: Eukaryota; Viridiplantae; Streptophyta; Magnoliopsida; Solanales; Solanaceae. The transcript has 3 exons.